AUGUUGAAUCUAUCGAAAGAAGGGCUUACCUUGCUUGUACAGAACCAUUAUGGUAUUGUCAUAGUUGCAAUGCUUUCAAUAGGAAUAGCAUCUCUUCUAUGGAAAGUUUGGGAAAGUACUGUCUCAACCGAUGAAGAUGGUAUUCCUGGCCAAUUGGGUUUACCUUUUUUUGGUGAAACCUUCUCUUUCUUUUCGGCUUCUUACAGCACAAAAGGAUGCUAUGAUUUUGUUAGGCAACGAAGAAAACGGUAUGGGAAGUGGUUCAAAACAAGGAUACUCGGCAAGACUCAUGUGUUUGUUCCAAGCAUUGAGGGGGCAAAAACGAUUUUAGCUAACGAUUUUGUUCAUUUCAACAAAUCAUAUGUGAAAUCAAUGGCAGAUGCAACUGGAGAGAUGAGCGUGUUUUCUGUACCACAUAAGAUCCACACAAGAAUAAGACGCCUUCUCUCUGAUCCUUUUUCCAUGAGUUCUUUAUCCAAGUUCGUAGGAAAAUUUGACAAGAUGCUGUGUGAAAGGCUGGAUAAACUCGAAAAAAGUGGGGAAAGCUUUAGAGUCAUUGACUUCAGCUUGAAGAUAACUUUUGAUGCAAUAGUGAACAUGCUAAUGAGUGUUACAGAGAAUCCCUUGCUAGAACAGAUUGAAAAAGACUGCACCGAUGUUUCCAAUUCCAUGUUAUCCAUUCCCCUCAUGAUUCCUGGCACCAGAUACUACAAAGGCAUGAAGGGACGCGUAAAGCUCAAUGAAAUCUUUGGCAAUAUGAUUGUCAGAAGACGGAGUGGAGAGGAGUAUUUCGAUGAUUUUCUGCAGUCCAUGGUAGAAAGAGAUUCGUAUUCUGCAGAUGAAAAGCUUGACGAUCAAGAGAUGAUAGAUAACCUAAUAACACUGAUACUUGCAGGGCAGACCACCACCGCAUCUGCUAUGAUGUGGUGUGUCAAGUUCCUAGAUGAUAACAAAGAACUCCUUGACAGGCUUAGGGAAGAACAAUUGUCAAUAGCCAGAAAUAAACCAGAAGGAGCCUCACUCACCCUUGAAGAUCUUAAUGAUAUGUCAUAUGGCUUCAAGGUUGUAAAAGAAACACUGAGAAUGGCGAAUGUCUUGAUCUGGCUUCCCCGUGUUGCAAUGAAUGACUGCAUAAUUGAUGGCGUUGAGAUAAAGAAAGGGUGGCUUGUAAACGUCGAUGCAACCUGUGUACACUAUGACCCUGAUGUGUACAAGGACCCUAGGCGGUUCAACCCAUCAAGAUUUGACGAAAUCCAGAAGCCCUACAGUUUCCUCCCUUUUGGAGCAGGACCAAGGACAUGCUUAGGCAUAAAUAUGGCAAAAGUGUUAAUGUUGGUCUUUGUGCAUAGACUGACUAGUGGAUACAAAUGGAAACUUGAUGAUCCAGAUAGUUCCCUAGAGAGGAAGGAACACAUACCACGACUCAGAAGUGGUUGUCCGAUAACCCUCAAGUUAUUGAACAUGGCAAAGUAA
Molecule: messenger RNA, 1473 nt
Organism: Durio zibethinus
Lineage: Eukaryota; Viridiplantae; Streptophyta; Magnoliopsida; Malvales; Malvaceae
Product: abscisic acid 8'-hydroxylase 3-like
Biological process (GO): sterol metabolic process; multicellular organism development; brassinosteroid homeostasis
Molecular function (GO): heme binding; monooxygenase activity; oxidoreductase activity, acting on paired donors, with incorporation or reduction of molecular oxygen
Source: RefSeq, a predicted model, not a curated record